Messenger RNA from Sorghum bicolor (sorghum), 785 nucleotides. RefSeq names its product acyl-CoA-binding protein. Gene Ontology annotation, molecular function: fatty-acyl-CoA binding. Gene Ontology annotation, biological process: fatty acid metabolic process. The record is from RefSeq and is a predicted model, not a curated record. The transcript has 4 exons. The coding region runs from base 146 to 421 and encodes 91 amino acids. NCBI's taxonomy places the organism in Eukaryota, Viridiplantae, Streptophyta, Magnoliopsida, Poales, Poaceae.
UAAUUAAAUUCGGAAACAGGGGGUUUCUCAGUACGUAGGAAUUUCAGUACUGCGCUAUAUAAGCGGAUCCGAUCUAGUCGCCAGUCAUCGUUAAAACCGAGAAGAAGAGAAGAGGCCGAAGGAAAACAAAUCCUGAAACCAAGCCAUGGGUCUGCAGGAGGAAUUUGAGGAGUACGCUGAAAAGGCAAAGACCUUGCCUGAGAGCACGAGCAAUGAGAACAAGCUGAUCCUCUACGGACUGUACAAGCAAGCCACUGUUGGAAAUGUGAAUACCGACCGUCCUGGCAUAUUCUACCAGAAGGACAGGGCCAAAUGGGAUGCAUGGAAGGCUGUUGAAGGUAAACCGAAGGAAGAGGCAAUGAAUGAUUACAUCACCAAGGUGAAGCAGCUCCAGGAGGAGGCUGCGGCUGCCACUUCUUAAAGUCUCUUAAUAGUUGCCAAACAGCUAUUGUCAGCUGAGCUUUAUGCCAUUUGUUCGUGAGAAAUAGAUCAUUUGAUCCACUGGGGAUCUGUGAACUAUGUACCUGCUUAUGUAACUGGUUACCAAUGUUAUCCAUCUAUCUACAUGUGAAGACUUAAUAUGUCUGUGUAUUAAGGCUGUGUUUGGUUCAGUUUCUAGGAAGUGCGCUUCUGCUGGCCAAACGGGUAGAACACGAAGCUGUUUUUCCAAAAUAGGCUGUUUUCAUGUAGUAUAAUUAUCCCACACCUUGGACCCUGCUUUGCCUUUCAGCUUUCAGUUUUCCAAAUGGGUGAAUAAAAUAAAGAGAUGUUUUCAUUUGCUUCAA